AGUUUGGUGCUUAGACGCGGUGCGCGUGCUUCGAAACGCUGUGCAGCAGUUUCUGUUCGUUUCGUUGUUAUAUUCGUGCAAUUUUCGAUAAGUGGUCGUCAAACGUAACUAAAGAUUUAACUAAACGCCGAUUGCUCAAAUAGGUCAAAUAUAGUCAAAGCCCUCCGUGGCACCAAGUAAUAGCACAACGCACAACACGUCCGAAAAAAAAAACCAACAAAAAACAUAAAAAUAUAUUGCACAUUUGAAAUUGGUAUCCUGGCAUAGAAACUAGUCCAUCCAGCCGAAUAUCGUAUAUUGUAUAUUCGAAUUGUAUUGUGCUGCAGCAGCCAGUGUUGCCCGCCAGUGCGCUGUGUUCAAAAUAAUUACAAAAAUUGUAAUAAACAACAAAAUAAUGCGGACCAUGUCGCAAAAGGGAUUAAAACACUUAAUCGGUCUUUUGGCCGUUAUUGCAAUACUUUCGGAUUUACCAGUGGCGCAGGCGGUUCGCGUUGGCAGCCCUCAACAGAAGCUGCGCAUUAAGGACAAACAGCCGGAUCAGACAUCAGCGGGAUCUUACUGGCAACAGCACGUGGCCACACCCAGCAGCUCGACGCCCUUCGAUUCGCCCUUCUAUUCGGCGACGCAUGGCCUCGUUCAGACGCACCCCUCUCUGACCGCAGGCGGGCCCCGCCCCGUCCCCCUCAGCAGCAACAGCUUGGGCAGCGGAGCGCCUCCAGCCUCUCCGGGUGUCGCCGCCAAUGGCAAACCUUCGCUCACCGCCGGCAGCGGCUACCUCAACUCACGCGGCACUCUGCCCACUUCCGCCAGGUAUCCGGCGAACAAGAUCAGCGGCACCGUUGUGGAACCCAAUCCCAAGUCGCCAUUCCGUCAUCUCGACUUCUCGACCAGUGCCACCGCCGAGCUGCGACGCAAUCCCGCUCUCUCCGCCCCCGAUGAGUGUGCUCGUGCCUGCCGCGAGGGUGAACCACCUAGGAUCUGCUACUAUCACUUCACUCUGGAGUACUACACUGUGCUGGGAGCUGCCUGCCAGGUGUGCACGCCCAAUGCAACGAACACCGUUUGGAGUCACUGUCAGUGCGUGUUGGCCGAUGGUGUUGAACGCGGUAUUCUCACAGCCAACCGCAUGAUACCCGGUCCAAGUAUUCAGGUGUGCGAGAAUGACAAAGUGGUGAUCGAUGUGGAGAAUCACAUGGAGGGCAUGGAGGUGACCAUCCAUUGGCACGGCAUCUGGCAGCGUGGCUCGCAGUACUACGACGGUGUCCCCUUCGUCACCCAGUGCCCCAUCCAGCAGGGCAACACCUUCCGCUACCAGUGGACGGGCAAUGCCGGCACCCACUUCUGGCAUGCUCACACCGGUCUGCAGAAGCUCGACGGUCUCUAUGGCAGUGUUGUGGUGCGUCAGCCGCCUUCUCGGGAUCCCAACUCGCAUCUGUAUGACUUCGAUUUGACCACGCACAUUAUGCUGAUCAGUGAUUGGUUGCACGAGGAUGCCGCUGAACGUUAUCCGGGUCGUCUGGCCGUCAACACCGGUCAGGAUCCCGAGUCCAUGUUGAUCAACGGCAAGGGACAGUUCCGUGAUCCCAACACCGGUUUCAUGACCAACACUCCUCUGGAGAUCUUCACUAUCACGCCGGGACGUCGCUAUCGUUUCCGCAUGAUCAACGCUUUUGCCUCGGUUUGUCCGGCUCAGGUGACCAUCGAGGGACACGGCAUGACUGUCAUUGCCACCGAUGGCGAACCCGUUCAUCCAGUCGAUGUCAAUACAAUCAUCUCCUUCUCAGGCGAACGUUACGACUUCAUCAUCACUGCCGAUCAACCCGUGGGAGCCUACUGGAUUCAGCUGCGUGGUCUUGGAGAGUGCGGUAUCCGUCGUGCCCAGCAGUUGGCCAUUCUCCGCUAUGCUCGUGGUCCUUAUCAGCCCGCUUCCGCGCCUCCCACCUACGAUGUCGGCAUACCCCAGGGUGUGGUCAUGAACCCCUUGGACGCGCAAUGUAACCGUCAACGCAAUGAUGCCAUCUGCGUGAGUCAAUUGAAAAACGCCCUGGAGAUCGAUCGCGGCAUUCUUGCCGAGAAACCUGACGUCAAGAUCUUCCUGCCCUUCCGUUUCUUUGUCUACCGUGCCGAGGAUCUCUUCCAGCCCAACACCUACAACCGAUUCCUUGUGGCUCCCACGGGUGAUCAUGUCAUCUCACUGAUCGAUGAGAUCUCUUAUUUGUCGGCACCAGCACCGCUUACGUCGCAGUUCAACGAAAUCAAUCCGGAGCAAUUCUGUAACGGUGACAAUCGUCCCGCGGACUGCGGACCCAACUGCAUGUGCACCCAUAAGAUCGAUAUACCCCUCAAUGCGAUUGUCGAGGUCGUACUGGUUGAUGAGGUACAACAACCCAACCUGUCACAUCCAUUCCAUUUGCACGGCUAUGGCUUCAGUGUGAUUGGUAUUGGCCGCUCGCCGGAUUCCACCGUGAAGAAGAUUAACUUGAAGCAUGCUCUCGAUCUGGACAGACGCGGUUUGUUGCAUAGACAGUACAAUCUGCCGCCCACCAAGGACACCAUUGCUGUGCCCAACAAUGGUUACGUUGUGCUGCGCUUCCGAGCCGACAAUCCCGGCUUCUGGCUGUUCCAUUGUCAUUUCCUGUUCCACAUUGUGAUCGGCAUGAAUUUGAUAUUGCAAGUGGGCACCAAUGCGGAUCUGCCACCGGUGCCACCCGGUUUCCCCACCUGCGGCGAUCACACUCCCCCCAUACCCAUUAAUUAAGUUAGACCCUAACAAACUCCUCGGCUCUAACUGCUUAAAACGAGAACAAGCAACGAAAAAGAAGAAUAACAAACAAAAAAAGUAAACAGAAAUUAAAUAGUUACAGAAAGCGAAGAGGACCUGAACCAGCUGAACAGUUUGUACAAAGUUUUUUUUAGAGAAGAUGAACAACGAACAGCACAAUGAGUAUGUAUGUAUGUAUUGUAUGUAUAUGCGAUCUUAAGCACAGCCAACUCCUGCUCCUCCUACUGCCGCCCUCCUGUAUGAUAUAUUGCUCCCCCCCACUUCAACUUGUCUAUAUAGAUCAAUCUCUCUAUAUAUAUAAAUGUAUUCCGCAUAAGCUUGCCUUGCCCCCAGCAAAAACACCCCUUGCCCCAUCCCUGAAAGUUGCCUCAAGCAAUCCUUGCCACACUUGGGACUUGCCCCCGUUUUGGAAAUUUGUAUAGAAACAAUGUAAAAACUUAUAAAAGCAGCCAUAGAACAAAAGCCCCGCCCUUUUUUUGUUGAUCCUUGAAGCCAGCGUAUAAAGUGUAUAUUUAAAUCUUAUUAAUAAUAUAUGUGUAUUUGGGGGCCAAGAAAAGAAAGAGAUAAGCAAAAAAGAAAAGUACACGCCUGGUGCCUAGUUUCCCCCGGGGAAAUGCGAAUGGAAAUAUAUCUAAAUCUUUAAUAAUAAUAUUAUAAAAAAUGUACAUAAAAGUGUCUAUGUAAAUGAUGAAUAUGAUGUAUGUAUUGUAUUAUGCUUAAACUAUUUUGUACCUAUGUAUGUAAUGCCUAAUUAUGCCUAGGGUCUAUUGAAUCAAAUAUGCUCUCAUUUGGCUUCUCACAGUCAUAUUUAAUAGCUGCAACAUUCGAUGAUGAGACGAUCAAGCAUUUGCUAUUGUUUAAACAAAUUGUACAUUUCCCAACAGACUCCCAAAACGAGUCUCAAAAUGAGCAAAAAAAAAAAACGAAACGAACAACAAUAUUUAAAGUGAAGAUUUGUAAAGCAUGAGGACAGAACCCAAUUAACUGCCGUUAAAUGUAUAUUUAUUGUUUAAAUCAAUUUUAAUAAAAAUGUGUAAAAUUAAACAACA
Drosophila albomicans is the source of this 3831-nucleotide messenger RNA. RefSeq lists its product as uncharacterized. Bases 395 to 2758 code for a protein of 787 amino acids. Gene Ontology annotation, molecular function: oxidoreductase activity; copper ion binding. The record is from RefSeq and is a predicted model, not a curated record. Gene Ontology annotation, cellular component: plasma membrane. Gene Ontology annotation, biological process: iron ion transport. Lineage: Eukaryota; Metazoa; Arthropoda; Insecta; Diptera; Drosophilidae. The transcript has 8 exons.